GACUCGCAGGUUCCUAGCAGGAGCAAAUGGUAGGUGGUGGUAUAGUAACUGAUACGGGAAACUUUGAAGGAAGGUUGGCAGUGAAUAUGUCUGUGUGAGUGUAUGUGUAGGUUUGUAUAUGAGUACAAGUGUCUGCAUGUGGAUAUACAUGCCUAAGUGCAGAGGGAGGCUGGUGGUGGUGGAGGUCAAUUAGGACAAGGUCAAUUCUAAAUGCUAAUGACACAUCCAAGUGGAAAUGUUGAGUGGGAAAUGGUUUAUGAUUCAGAACUCAGAAGACAAGUCUGGAUUGGAAACAGAUUAGAAAGCUAACAGCACAUGGAUGGUACCAUAUUUAAAUCCACAACAGUGGGUGGAUGAGGUGAAGUAGGGAGCUGGGUGGAGUUAUACUGAAAGAGUGUGGCCUGAGAAGGAAGGAGAAAUGGGGUGGGGGCUGCUUUUCUUGGGAGUUUUCUUCAAGGCCAACAAAACUAAGAUUAUUUCAAGGAGGGAUGAGCAGUGUUAAAUGUAGGAGAGAGUGGGAAUGAGCUGAGAAGACAUUUUUCUUUUCAUCUGGCACAUGGAGGUUGCUGCUGGCUCUGAUGGGAGCAGUCUCAGGCUGAGUGGGGCACAGGCCAGAUGGGCACAGGCCAGUAGUGGCCAUGAGGCCAACCACAGGGGACAAGCCUAAGACAACGCUGCUGGCAAGUUUUGUUUAAAAGGGAAAGCAACUAUGGCUGUAGCUGGACAAAAGGAAACUGAAAAAAGACAAAGAUAGGGGAGGGAGCAAGUUCACAUGCUAAUGAGAAUGAACCAGUAGAGAGGAGGAGACAGAAUGCAAGAAAAAUGGGGAAAUCCUAGAACAGUGAAGCAGGUGAGAGAGGGCUGCAUCCUGAAUAGAUAUCAAGAAAUGGGCCCUUGACAAGAACAUCGUUGUGUUCUCUGUUGCGCUCAGAUAGACAGGUCAGGUAGGGCUUAGGAGACAAAAUUAUAAAACUUGAAUCUCUUCCCCGCCCCCCACAAAAAAAAAAACCCUGCAAGGAGCUCUUGAGGAAUUGUAAGCAAGUCAGGUUUGCAUUCGCAAAAGAUUACUCUGGUGAGCAGCGUUGAGAGUGGAUGAGAGAGAGCAUCGCUGGCGGCAAGGAGUGCAGUUAAAGCAUUGAAGGCAGGAUGAGUUCAAGGGGUAUUUGAGAGAUGGAAAUGGUAGACUUUGGCUAGUGUUCGAUGAGGGUGGGGAGAGGAAGGUGUCCAGAAUGACUUCCAGGUUUUUCAACUGGGUGGCUGGUGAAUAUUAGUGCCAUUUCCAGAUAAUAGAAUAGCAAAGGAGAAGAUUUGCUGGGCUAUAGAUGAGUCCAUUUUUGAAUAAGCUCAGCUUGUGAUAGAAACAUCUAGAGGGGAGUUAGAAGGGUCUGGAGCUUGGAAGUGUAUUACAUGGGAUGGGGAAUGCGUCAUCUACAUGUAUGUGGUUAGCUAAGGACAUGGUGCCUUAUGUGGGCCUCAUGUGGGACUCUGCUAGCCUCAGUAUAACAGGAAGCCAUGAGAUCAUCUUGGAAUGGGACAUCAGCCCCAUUGGGGAUGGUAUCUUAUCACCAUUUUCAAGAUGCCACAGAUUCACAAACUUUAUAAAUUCACUGCGAAAGGAGCUGGAGGAGCUUCAAAAGGAAAAAGGGAUGGGACAAUGGACCAACUUUGUCAAGCUCUUCUUAGAAGAGCUCUUUGGUGUUUGAGGGAGGCUUAGUAGGCAGGGAGAAUCCAAGGACAAUCUAAGGGGAGGGGAGGCAGCUGAGCCAGAAAUAGUAGAGCACUAGUGAGGAAAACAUGUCAAUUCAGAAAUCAGUGUGCAAGGGAAAUAAAAUGAGGCAUGGCAUCUAAGCUCUGGAAUUUCAGCCUUUAAGACAAGAGUAGCCUUGAUAUUCUAAGAGUCAAGCAUCAUUCUAAAUACCAUGUAAAUAUUCAGUCACGAAAUGCUCUCCACAAUCUAAUGAAGUGGGUCCUAUGAUUAGUUUGAUAGGUAAGUAAGCUAAGACCUUGCCAAGGCUGUACAGCUGGUAUAUAGCAGAGUCAAGCUUCACACCCAGGCAGUGUUGUUUCAGAGCCUGUGCUGUAACCAUCACACGGAGAAGAAAAUUUUCAUGUAAAGACAGAUGCAAGGUAUUUAGAAAAGCAAACAUGUCAACUCCACAGGUUGUAUUUUCUUUAGAUUAAGUAGCAGCAGCUGGAGAUCAGGGAAAAGUGAUGGGCGUUCAGAAUAAAUGAAAGAUGACAGGAACCUUGGAAAAAGAUGCAACUCAUUAUAUGACACUUAUGGAAACCUGAUAAUGCCUGACAAAGACAGCAUUAAAAAACAUGCACCCAUGACUUCCCCCUAUGCACGAGGCCUGGGCUCAAGCAAGAGGGACACAGAGAUGACUGCGAGUCAGUGUCUGGCCUUGGGGAUCAGACAGGGACAUUUACAGGUGUGUGGGGCCCUCAAUGUCACCGUGUCCCCGGGGCCUGUGGUUGACUACCUGGAGGGGGAAAAUGCCACUCUUCUCUGCCAUGUCUCCCAGAAGAGACGGAAGGACAGCUUGCUGGCCGUGCGCUGGUUCUUCGCACGCCCCAACUCCCCGGAAGCCUUGAUGGUUAAGAUGACCAAGCUCCGGGUGGUGCAGUACUAUGGGAAUUACAGCCGCAGCGCCUUCCGGCAGAGGCUGUGCCUCCUUGAGGAGAGGCGCGGGGCACUCUACACACUCUCGGUUUUGACCCUCCGGCCAGCAGAUCAAGGGCAUUACGUCUGCAAAGUCCAGGAAAUCAGCAAGCACAGGAAUAAGUGGACCGCCUGGUCCAACGGCUCCUCAGCGACGGAAAUGAGAGUGAUUUCCCUCAAAGCUUCUGAAGAUUCAUCCGUUGAGAAAAAGAAAGAGACCUGGGCAUUUUUUGAAGAUCUCUACAUAUAUGCUGUGCUCGUGUGCUGUGUGGGGAUCCUCAGUGUCGUCCUCUUCACCCUGACCAUCAUCUGGCAGUCUGUAUUUAGCAAGAGGAGAGCCAGAGCGAGACAUUAUUUGGUGAAAUGUCCUCAGAACAGCUCAGGGGAGACCGUGACCAGUGUGACCAGCUUGGCCCCACUGCAACCCAAGAAGGGCAAGAGGCGGAAGGAGAAGGCUGACGUUCCUCCUGCAGUGCCUGCCAAAGCUCCCAUAGCUACCACAUUCCAUAAACCGAAGCUGCUGAAACCACAAAGGAAAGUCGCCCUGCCGAAGAUUGCCGAGGAGAACCUGACCUACGCUGAGUUGGAGCUGGUCAAACCCCACCGGGCUGCCAAAGGCCUCCCCACCAGCACUGUCUACGCCCAGAUCCUCUUUGAGGAGAACAAGUUGUAACGUGGCGUCCUCUUCUGUGGUCGUAUUUAAUGCCUGCCACCCCAGUUAUUUAUGAUAUCUUGGAAACAAAAUCCUUAUUUUUGUAUUUUACCUCGUGCCUUCUGUGUGGUGAGGAGCCCUUUUCCAGCGGCGUCCCAGGGGCCUUCGAGGAGAGGUAUGACACACGAGGUACAAGGCUCCUCUCCGUCAAAGAGUAGGGUCCACAGCCCUUGGACGAAUGUCCCGGGACAGGAUGUGUCUGGGUCUGAGCCCUGAGCAGUGUGAACUCUGAUUCUGAGAGCACCCAAGGAGAUUUUCUGCUGAGCCAAACCUCUUCAUGUUUUCUUCUCCUUUCUUUGGGUUUUAAUCUUUUUAAAAUCUUAUUUUAAUCUUCUGCUCUUCCUGUAUUUGUGAUACUAAGCUCAUAGUAUAUAGCUAGAGGAAAUGCCAUUAUAGGCCAAAGUGUGAGAUGGUAGAUAUGUACUAAUUGGUUUUUCAAAAGGUCAGAGAACAUUUCUAGGGCACCUCGAUCAGAGCAAACUGCUUAUUGCAAAUGGUCACUCAAGAUAGCAUCUCUUGUUUUAAAUAGAUGCACUGACCCUGGUGACUUUAAGGGCAGAGGCAGAUUGUGGGGAACUUUGAUGUCUAAGCUAACAGUCCACUGUCUCUAGAUACGCCAGUGCCCAUUUCUCCACCUGUGAUCACCCAAGGAUGCGGGGCGAGUAGCAUACCAUUCUAAAGGACACCUCCCCCUUCAGCACGGUGGGCUUAUAUUGCUAUAGAAACUCAUAUUCUCCAGAAAGUUCUUACUCACUGUUUUCCAAAGGAGCAAGGGAGGGAGCUAGCCAUCGAUGGACACACUGGAGGAAAUGGGCCUCUUGGAAGUGUGCCGAGGUUACCAGCUCUGAUUGAAUGUCCACUCCUGUGUGAGCAGAGUUUUUUUGCCUGAUUCCACUGGGGUAGCAGAGUAGGACGUGGCAAGCCGAGCUGGAAAAAUGUGUUUUAAAGACCCUACUGUUGUAAAGUGCCUCUCCCAACUCGACUUCACGUGUGAUUUCUCGUGUGUUUGGGUUGGGCUCAGGCAGGGAUGCGGGGCAAAUAUAUCUGUGCUGAAGUUGCCCUGUGUGGACUGAUGCAACAUCCAGGAUCUACCUGAAGAUGGAGACCUUCUAGAAGAGAGACAUCCUGUCGACUGUGUUAAGGACACUUUUUGUGUGGGUGUGCUCUGGGCAGUUAUUUACUGCACACUGCAGAAAUUGUUUGGCUUUGUAAUGGAUCAUGUAUAUACGGUAAAUUAUAUAUU
Messenger RNA from Callorhinus ursinus (northern fur seal), 4617 nucleotides. RefSeq names its product V-set and transmembrane domain containing 4 (gene VSTM4). The record is from RefSeq and is a predicted model, not a curated record. NCBI's taxonomy places the organism in Eukaryota, Metazoa, Chordata, Mammalia, Carnivora, Otariidae. Gene Ontology annotation, cellular component: membrane.